Achroia grisella is the source of this 1281-nucleotide messenger RNA. RefSeq lists its product as uncharacterized. The transcript is spliced from 3 exons. NCBI's taxonomy places the organism in Eukaryota, Metazoa, Arthropoda, Insecta, Lepidoptera, Pyralidae. Bases 538 to 1011 code for a protein of 157 amino acids. The record is from RefSeq and is a predicted model, not a curated record.
AAUUCCAUUUCAUUACUUAAUGGGUUUAUAUUAUCGACUGAACUGUGACUGCCGAACACUUAACACUAGGCUUCCAUGCUAUAUUAGAAUUUUGUUUAAUGUCUGAUGAUGCCUUUUUCAGAGGCGGAAUUUGAUCACCAAUAUAAAAGGUAGCAACGCAUUCAGUAGGGGUGUCUUGUUUCCGCACUGAAUAUUUGUGAACUCACAUAUGCUAAUGGUAACGGAAUUAAACAAAAUAAUAUAAAUCCAUUAAUUUCUUAUUUAUUGUUUAUAUAUAAAUACUGGUUGAUUAGAUGCCUUAUAAUUUUUUUUAUUCUGUCUUUCUACUUGCAUGUAACUGGGAUUGUCUGAAUGUCUUCUGUGGCUGCAAUUUACAUCGACUGCGUAAUAUUUCUGUUUCAAGUGCUGUAAUAUUUCUUUUGAUAAAUGGAUUGCACAAAGUUUUAACUUUAAUCCACUACGUAUACUCGCCGCUUCUGUUUAUCACCAUGUCAACUAUAGCAUAAAACCUAAUUACAUAUACAAGAUAUCGAUUCCAUGACGUUAUCUAAAAUGAAAACUCAAAAUAAAGAAGAAUUAAAGGCACGCAAGCGAAUUGCAGAACGAUUAAGGUACCAACGAAUUAUUAACGACCCUAUAAAAAGAGAACAGUUGAAAGAAAAAGAACGUCGCAACUAUCAAAGAAAGAAGGAAAUGCGUAUACAAAGUUUAAUUAAAGAUAAUUAUUAUGAAGAAGAAGAUGCGACAAACACAGGAGAUCGUCAGAUAGCAACUAUGAUAGUUACGAAUUACGGCAAGCAUUUAUUAAUGUUCAAUCAGUACGUAUACUGCAAACAUUGCAAUCAGAAGCAAGGGGUACGUUGGAAGUGCACCAGGAAUGCUUCGCGCGGCUGCAACGCCUAUGUCAUUGUAAGCAGUGCUGGAAUUAUUGUAAAAGCGAAUGGUGUCCAUACACACGAUCCUCCCAAGUAUCAUCGGCAUAACGACGGAACUUAUAUUAGACUAUAUUAGAAGUAGCACUUCUGUAAGAUGAUUACAAGUGCGUCAUGAUGGUUAUAACACACGAAGCGGAAUUUCAGCCCGAGCCGAAUGCGAGGGCGUAAUAUAGUCGAGUGUGUUAAAUACGCACGUAUAUCGUAUGACGUUUGUCAACUCACUUGAUUUUAAAUAAACUCAACUAUAAAACUGGUAUACACUGCCACGCGGAGCAAAAGUGUUCAUCACAGUUUUAUGGUUGAGUUUUUUUAAAUCAACGAUCGUGGAUAUACCUGCGUAUUUAAC